Arabis nemorensis is the source of this 1920-nucleotide messenger RNA. The record is from the annotation of a GenBank genome assembly. Lineage: Eukaryota; Viridiplantae; Streptophyta; Magnoliopsida; Brassicales; Brassicaceae.
AUGGCCUCGUCACCACUUCUCGCCACGUCACUACCGCAGAAACAGUUGACUUCUUCAUCUUCCUCCGCCGUUGCAACCGCCUGUAAAUUCCAUCUUCCGACGCCUGAUAAGCUUGCAAUUCUGAUAGACAGAUCGGAAUCAGUGAACGAAGUGUUCCAAAUCCACGCUGCUAUUCUCCGUUACAACCUCCUCCUCGAUCAUUACCCGAUUCUAAACCUGAAGCUCCACCGUGCAUACGCCUCCCACGGCAAAAUCCGCCACUCAUUAGCUUUAUUUCACCAGACGAUCGAUCCGGAUUUGUAUCUCUUCACCGCUGCGAUCAACACUGUCUCCAUUAACGGCCUCAAUGACAAAGCUUUCCUUUUUUAUGUUGAAUUGCUUUCUUCUGAAAUUGUCCCCAAUGAGUUUACUUUCUCGUCAAUUUUGAAAUCAUGCUCGAUUGAUUCCGGGAAAGCGAUUCAUACCCAUGUCCUUAAAUUCGGGUUGGGGUUGGAUCCGUACGUAGCGACUGGUCUCGUCGAUGUUUAUGCGAAAGGUGGAGAUUUAGUAUCUGCGCAGAAAGUGUUCGAUAGAAUGCCUGAGAGAAGAAGCUUAGUUUCUUCCACGGCUAUGAUCAGUUGCUACGCAAAGCAGGGGAAUUUUGAGUCUGCGAGAGCUUUGUUUGAGAGAAUGUGUGAGAGAGAUAUUGUUGCUUGGAACGUGAUGAUUGAUGGAUACGCUCAACAUGGGUUUCCUACUGAGGCUCUGAUGCUUUUUCAGGAAUUGUUGGCCGAAGGAAAACCAAAACCUGAUGAAAUAACCGUCGUGGCUACUCUCUCUGCUAUUUCGCAGAUUGGAGCGCUUGAAUCUGGGCGUUGGGUCCAUGUUUUCAUCAAGAACAGUCGUAUCAGGCUCAAUGUGAAAGUAUGUACGGCUUUGAUUGAUAUGUAUAGCAAAUGUGGGAGCUUGGAAGAGGCAAUUUUAGUGUUUAACGAUACUCCGAGGAAGGAUAUCGUGGCGUGGAAUGCGAUGAUGUCUGGUUACGCAAUGCAUGGUUAUAGCCAAGACGCGUUGAGAUUGUUUCAUGAGAUGCAGGAAAUCACAGGGUUGCAGCCAACAGAUAUAACUUUCAUCGCAACACUUCAGGCUUGUGCUCAUGCUGGUUUGGUGAACGAAGGGAUAAGAAUCUUUGAGUCUAUGGGACAAGACUAUGGGAUUAAACCUAAGAUCGAGCAUUACGGAUGCUUGGUUAGUCUACUCGGUCGUGUUGGCCAGUUAAAACGGGCUUACGAAAUCAUUAAAAACAUGAAAAUUGAGGCUGAUUCUGUUCUAUGGAGUUCUGUUCUUGGAAGCUGUAAACUUCACGGAGAUUAUGUGUUGGGCAAAGAAAUUGCAGAGUAUCUCAUUGGACAAGAAAACAUCACAAACUCAGGAAUUUAUGUUCUUCUUUCGAACAUUUAUGCAUCGAUGAGUGAUUAUGACGGCGUGGCAAAAGUGAGGAGCUUGAUGAAGGAGAAAGGAAUAGUGAAAGAGCCUGGAAUAAGCACGAUAGAAAUCGAUAACAAAGUUCAUGAAUUUCGAGCUGGAGAUCGAGGACACAUGAAAUGCAAGGAAAUUUACACAAUGCUAAGGAAGAUCGACGAGCGGAUCAAGUCUCAUGGUUAUGUUCCAAACACAAACGCGGUCUUGCAGGAUCUUGAAGAAACAGAGAAAGAGCAAUCUCUACAAGUCCACAGCGAGAGGCUUGCGAUCGCGUACGGUCUAAUCAGUACCAAACCGGGAAGUCCCUUAAAGAUUUUCAAGAACCUGCGAGUAUGUUCGGACUGUCAUACCGUGACAAAACUGAUAUCGAAAAUCACAGGACGGAAAAUUAUCAUGAGAGAUCGGAAUCGGUUCCAUCAUUUCGUAGAUGGUUCUUGUUCUUGCGGCGACUUAUGGUAA